UAAACACAACAAAGCCUUCAUAACUCUCUUCUUCUACGGAUGGUUUUAAUUCUCUCAACGAACUCAAAAUCUCAACUAAAAUUCUCCAUCCUCUUUCUCUUCCAAAUUUAAGAGAAACCUUAUCGUUCAAUCCUCUUCUCUCUCUCUCUCUCUUCUUUUUGACUUCCACAAUAAGGAAGCAAACAAUUUCUCAGGAUUGCUUGAAAACUGGAGAAAUCUUUAAGGUUCUUUUAGACCAAUAAGAAUUAGAGAGAGAGAAAGAUCUCAAACUCCGAGGAGGUAACAGAUACUACAGUUUGAGAGAAGACUAGGAAGGAAGAAGAAGAAGAAUGGUUGCUCUUUUAUCUACUUGGCCUUGGGAAAACUUUGGCAAUCUCAAGUAUAUUUUGUACGGUCCAUUAGUUGCACAAGUGGUGUACUCAUAUGCAUAUGAAGAAGAUAUCACAAAGGCUCUUUGGUGUCUUCAUAUUCUCAUCAUCUGUGGAUUCAAAGCACUCGUUCAUCAACUAUGGAGCGUUUUCAACAACAUGCUUUUCGUGACUCGUACUCUAAGGAUUAACCCUAAAGGCAUCGAUUUUAAGCAGAUUGAUCACGAAUGGCACUGGGACAAUUACAUAAUCCUACAAGCAAUAAUAGCGAGUUUGAUCUGCUACAUGUCUCCACCAUUGAUGAUGAUGAUGAACAGUCUUCCUCUGUGGAACACGAAAGGACUCAUCGCAUUAAUUGUGCUACACGUGACUUUCUCAGAGCCUUUAUACUACUUCCUGCACAGAUCUAUCCAUCGUAACAACUACUUCUUCACGCAUUACCACUCCUUCCACCACUCAUCUCCUGUUCCACAUCCCAUGACUGCUGGAAACGCAACGUUAUUGGAAAACCUUAUCCUCUGUGUCGUAGCUGGAGUUCCUUUGAUUGGAUCUUGCUUGUUUGGGUUUGGUUCAUUAAGUGUGAUGUACGGAUACGCUGUUAUGUUUGAUUUCAUGAGGUGUUUAGGACACUGCAACGUUGAGAUAUUCUCACACAAGCUAUUCGAGACUCUUCCAUUCCUACGAUAUCUCAUCUACACUCCAACGUACCAUAGUCUACAUCAUCAAGAAAUGGGGACCAACUUUUGUCUAUUUAUGCCUCUCUUUGAUGUUUUGGGCAACACACAAAACCCAAACUCGUGGGAACUCCAAAAGAAGAUUCGUCUCAGUGCAGGGGAAAGGAAGAGAGUACCGGAGUUUGUGUUCUUAGCUCACGGAGUGGAUGUAAUGUCGGCGAUGCACGCACCAUUCGUGUUCAGAUCGUUUGCUUCAAUACCGUACACUACAAGGUUCUUCUUGCUGCCAAUGUGGCCAUUCACGUUCUGUGUAAUGUUGGGCAUGUGGGCUUGGUCAAAGACUUUUCUUUUCAGCUUCUAUACACUCAGAAACAAUCUUUGCCAGACUUGGGGCGUUCCAAGAUUCGGAUUCCAAUAUUUCUUACCGUUUGCUACACAAGGCAUUAAUAAUCUGAUUGAGGAAGCGAUUCUGACGGCUGAUAAGAUUGGUGUUAAAGUUAUAAGCUUGGCUGCUCUCAACAAGAACGAAGCUCUAAAUGGUGGUGGAACGCUGUUUGUCAACAAGCACCCUGACCUUAGAGUUCGUGUGGUUCAUGGGAACACUUUAACUGCAGCUGUGAUUCUCUAUGAACUUCCUAAAGAUGUAAAAGAGGUUUUCUUGACUGGAGCUACUUCAAAGCUUGGAAGAGCCAUUGCUCUUUACCUCUGUCGCCGUGGAGUCAGAGUUCUCAUGUUGACAUUAUCUGUGGAAAGGUUCCAAAAGAUUCAGAAAGAGGCUCCUGUUGAGUUCCAGAACUACCUUGUACAAGUGACCAAAUACAACGCUGCGCAACACUGCAAGACUUGGAUCGUUGGAAAAUGGUUAACACCGAGAGAGCAGAGCUGGGCUCCUGCAGGGACACAUUUCCACCAGUUUGUGGUGCCACCGAUCCUCAAGUUUAGACGGAACUGCACUUACGGCGAUCUAGCAGCUAUGAGACUCCCUAAAAAUGUUGAAGGACUCGCAACUUGCGAGUACACAAUGGAGAGAGGAGUGGUUCACGCGUGCCAUGCAGGAGGAGUGGUUCAUAUGCUAGAGGGUUGGGAGCAUCAUGAGGUUGGAGCCAUCGACGUUGACCGUAUUGAUCUGGUGUGGGAAGCUGCCAUGAAAUACGGUCUUAGCUCUGUUUCUUCACUCACAAACUGAGUGAAAGAGACCAUUUUCAUUGUUGUUGUCUUUGACUCUCCCAAGAUUGGUCAUUAUUCUUUGUACAGGUGAAAAGGAUGCAAGCAGGAAAAAAAUAUAUUAGAAAUUUCACCUUAUGUUAUUUGUUUUCUCUUUAUAAUAAUGUAUUCCUUUUGAUUUUAGAUUUCCCUAAUAUUAAUAUAUAUGCACCUAAUUUCCAAGAAAAUUCAACAAAGCUUUUAAUUA
Messenger RNA from Camelina sativa (false flax), 2453 nucleotides. Its product is annotated as very-long-chain aldehyde decarbonylase CER3. Gene Ontology annotation, molecular function: iron ion binding; oxidoreductase activity. Lineage: Eukaryota; Viridiplantae; Streptophyta; Magnoliopsida; Brassicales; Brassicaceae. The record is from RefSeq and is a predicted model, not a curated record. Gene Ontology annotation, biological process: lipid biosynthetic process.